Molecule: messenger RNA, 1210 nt
Organism: Acanthoscelides obtectus
Lineage: Eukaryota; Metazoa; Arthropoda; Insecta; Coleoptera; Chrysomelidae
Source: the annotation of a GenBank genome assembly
AUGUACUCUAAAGCGUUGCUGGUUUUGGCGUUGAGCUUGUUGGUAGCUCAGUGUGCAGCUGGGCCUGUCGGUUUCAUUUUAACUUACGGUGCCUGUCAGACAGCUUGCAAUGCAGCCUACGUGACCUGUUGUACUGCAGCUGGCACCACAGCAGGUCACUUUAUCAAGGCAAGCCCCACCUGUGACAAGUAUCUAGUCAGGGGCAUCAAUAAGUUCAGGACAACCAAUCAAGCAAGUGGGAGAUUCAAGAGAAACGGAGAUAAAAGAGAUUAGUGUUGAUAAAAUGCCACUGAAUUCUGUGAGUUUAAGAAAAAUCGAAACAGUGCGGAAAACUAAACAUUUUCAAACAGAUAUGGAUGUUUAUAUUCCCAAGAGAGUAACUCCUAAAUGUAAACAAAAAAUUCAUGAUAAAUUACUACGAUUGUUUACCGACACCUACCAAUCAUUUAUAAUUGUCGAAGAACGUGCCUUUAGAUACUUUGUUUUUGCUUUGAAUCCUUCAUAUCAGCUUCCAAGUAGACAUACCAUCUCCAGAACCAUGUUACCAGCUAUGUAUGAGAAAGAUCUUAUCGAGUUUUAAAAAAGGCAAAUAAAGUUUGUAUUACAACUGAUUGUUGGACAUCCAUUAAUACAGAGAGUUUUAUGACUGUGACCGCUCAUUUCCUAAACGAUGGUUUCCAGAUGGUUUCACUUUUACUAGAAUGUUUCACUUUGGCUGUUCAACACACAGCAACUAAUCUAGCAGAAGAGCCAAGAAGAGUUGUUACAGAAUGGAAAAUCCAAAAUAAUCUUUUGAUAGUAGUUUCAGACAAUGCGGCAAAUACAAAAGCUGCCAUAAAUGAAUUACGCUGGAAACAGUACGGUUGCUUUGCACAUACGAUUAAUUUAGUGGUAAAUGAUGGAUUGAAAGAAGAUCAGAUCAGCGCAGCUAUCGGACGAGUGAAACAUAUUGUAAAACGUUUCAAACGGAGUCACAUAGCAACGGCAAAAUUAAUAUCAUACCAACAGAAUCAAAUAAAGCAAACCCCUCUAAAACUACUGCAAGACGUAUCCACUCGGUGGAAUUCUACGUACUACAUGUUGGAAAGAUUAAUUAUUUUGGAGGAAGCUGUUAAAGCUGCUGUGUCAAUAAUUAAUAUGGAUUUGAAACAUCACUUCACAGUCCAGGAGUGGGUAAUUAUUAAGCAACUAACACAAGUGCUCAAACCGU